AUGACGUCAGCUGUCGUCGUGCUGCUGUGGAUGACAGCAUGGUGCUGUGCCAGAGGCGCGACAGUCAGGUGGACCGCCCCUGUUGGGGGCAGCUGGUCACAGCAGGGCAACUGGGAAGGACAAGAAGUUCCUGGAUCAGAGGAUGACGUCAUCAUAGAACUAGAUGAAGUUGUAAAAGGAUAUAGAAGCCUUGGGUGUUGGAGGGACAGUUCAAACCGGGCUAUCCCGAUACUGGAGGGUACCGAUCCACGGCUGGACGGACAUUACCAAGCACGUGUCAACGCCACCGACAAGUGCUUCCGAGUCGCCCGAUCUCGCGGCUUCAGCGUGUUUGCUGUCCAAAAUGGCGGACAGUGUUUCGGGUCCGCCGAAGGCCACAACACCUACACCAGGUAUGGAGCUCGAUCAUCGUCAGAUUGCGGAGAGGAUGGCGAGGGCGGAUAUUAUGCGAGUUCGGUUUACCAGAUAAAAGCUUUCCCAAUCACCGUUAGAGUUGACAGCAACACGGAAAUUCGGAAUCUCCACACCUUCCCGAACAUAACCCUCGACGUCGUCAGUUCGCUCACGGUGAACGGUAACAUGCAAGUGGAUGGGCAUCUCAAACUGUAUACCAGCAACUCAAACGAGGGUAUCACAGUCGGCAAAACAGCACGGGUACGCGGAAGCUUCCAGUGGAUGGCUGGAAAAUUCAACAGCCCAGCACAAGGACAGCUGCACAUAGAAGAGACGAUGCAGAUGAAUCUAAACUGGGGAAGCAGAAAUCUCGAUACACGCUUGUCGGGUACAGAGCUAUACAUUCACGGAGAGGCGGUCAUUGACGGGGGCUCUGCAUCUGACAGAUUGUACCUCUCGGAGGGAGGCAAGCUGAUUGUCACGGAAGGAGCAACACUGAACAUGACUGGCAUCUUAUCUCUGCUGAAGGAAAGUACAGGGACUCUCGUCAACAAUGGAUCCAUGAAGAUACACUCCACUGGUACCGUAACAGUUGCACCGACUAUCUACAACACUGGGGAUGUUCAGGUGCUCAAAGGGACCUUCUCUUGCACAGGGUCAACUACAUGGCGAGACGCCAUCUGGAUAUCCACAGGAGCCACAUUGAAGCUCUCGGGAGGUACUCACACCUUGCAGCACACGUCUACAGUGCUUGGUUCCGGUAACAUGGAUGUGGGAUCUCGAGUGACAGUUUCGAGCCAAAACGUCCAAGUGGGGGAUAUUCUCGUCAGCAGUGGUACCUUGGACCUGUACACAGCUUCAAGUGGACUCACUGUCGCGAAGAUUGACGUGGCAAGCAGAGGCGUGUUCAACAUCCACAGUCACGGCAAUUCUUCCGACUGGCUGGCGCUGCGCGUUCCCGAGGUUAUUCUUCGGUCCAACAACUAUGAUUACGAGAUAUCCACGCUGAACUGUGAGAGAGCCUUACAGGUUGAAAGACUUCACAUGACAGCAGGACGGCACCAUGCAGGGCUCCUGUUAAAGGUGAUGGGUGACGUGGUGAUCACUGACAGUUGGAACUGGAACGGUGGGACCAUUCAAUCAAGAGGUCCAGUGUCUGUGAAUGGCCCACUUAUGAUUGAGGGUGACGCAAGCGGCACAGCGGCAGUGCCGGAGUUGUACCUGAAUGGACCCGUGACGACCAGAGGGGCUCAAACAGUCAACAUUAACCACGGAGGGACGGUCGUUAACCGUGUAGGUAACGUGGUCUCCAUCCGAGGCAACCUCAACCUUCGCGGGAACGGCCGCUUCCUGAACUACGGUGAGGUGAAGGUGGAACAGCCAUCGCCUGGUACGGCGUCCAUUUCGCUGUCAUCAUUCGACAACUUUGGAGGAACUACAGUAUCAGGCACUCCUGGGUCUGGACUGAGUAUCAGCAUCAACCACGGCCUUACGGGGACUUACCAUGUCUCCGAGAACAACGUUCUCACCAUUGUCGGUCCAUCCACCCACAUAGGCAGGGUACUGAAGGAUGCUGUACUGACUGGAGGAGGAACGCUCCAAGUAAAUGGACCAGAGGUUGGUUUCAAGUCCAUUCAAGUCAGCGACGUGUCAAUCACAGCCGGUACAGUCUACAUCGGAUCGGAGCAACGCCAAAGGAUUCCCAGCCUGAAGGUUACCAGAGGUCUUGUUGUGCUGGAUGAGUCGUCGUCAACAACUAAAAUAGACGAUCUGGUUGUCACAGGAGGAGAGGUGACCUUCAACAGACCAACAACAAUACAGGAUCUUGAAAUAAGGAGUGGAGUGCUGAGUGGCGAUAGUGACAUUACCGUGAAUGGCACCUUUGUCUGGACUGGGGGUACUCUAUCAGGCAGGCUCGGCAGCCGGAUAACCGUCAAUGGAAAAAUGCACGUGGCUCCGUCCGGAACCCUGAAUCUCAAUCGCAACCUCGUCCUAAAAGGAAAGUCAGACUGGGUCACAACUAAUCUGAAUCUUGUCCUGACGAGAGCGUUUGAGAUUUCUCCAGGAGCGUCGCUAUGCGUCCAUGGUGGAGGGAUGUCCUUCACAAGUUCAUCUAGUGAUGAGAACGGAGCAGUGCUGAACUACGGAGACUUCAUCAUCGAUGCCUCCUACCAAGAUUUACGCAUCAACACGCAGCUCCGAAACUACGCAGUCAUUCAGAUACAGCAUGGAAACCUCCUCCUACAGAGGUCUUCAGUGAUGGUCGGAGCUAUGAUGAAUUCAACGGACAAGAGCAAAGUCGUGAUUUCGGGCGGAAACCAUGAGAUCACCUCAAGUGGAACCACUGGCAUACAAGAAUGGAAACAUACUUUGGAGGUAAAUAGUGGGAGCCUGUGGAGCAAGGACACAAUUUGGUCUACAAUGAGCGUGAAUGGGGGAGAUGUUCACAUAGACCUUUCUGGUGGUUCUGCAUCAAUGGACUCCAUCAGUGUGACAAGAGGAACCCUUGACAUCACCAGCACCACUCCCAGCAGUGCCGUGCCAACGCUGACUGUUCAGAACUCUAUAACAGUCACAUACGGGCAACUAAAACUUCUGGGAGCCAACUGCAAAGCCAAGCACAUGACAGUAUCCCACCAGAAUGCAAGGGUUGAGAUUGAAAGGAAUCUAGAGAUUGAAGACACGUUCCAUUGGGAUGCUGGGACACUAGCUGGCACUGCGUUUGCAGAUUGUGAGAUUUCGCGUACCUCUGUAUUAGGAACCCUGACUGUGACCGGUGAUAGUACACGAUAUCUCAAGACACAAUCAAUGUUCAUCCAUGGAAGCGGCCAGUGGUUCGGUCAGGGUGAGCUCAGACUGGACAGUUCUGCUGAGCUAGUAAUAACAGAGGGCGCAACAUUCCAGCACCAUGGGGGAGGCACGUAUUCAUCGCAGGACCACCUUGCUCGGGUAGUGAACAGGGGUACAUAUGAACUGUUCCCCCACAGCGAUGUCAACAUGAACGUCAAGCUUCAGAACACUGGCCAACUCCGUGUACCCGACACAGCAACAUUGUCAUUCAGGGCUGAUUCUCAGUUAAGAGGGCAGCUCCAAGCCGAUAAGGGAUCCGUGCUUCAACUGUUGGAAGGAUCCCACGUUCUCAUCGACGAAGCUUCAACGUUUCGCGGUAAGUUGUCAUCGACGAGCCCUUUUGUUGUCUUUUACUCAAACCGAUCAGUUGAAGACAUUGAGGUGGGCGGAGGACAAAUCAGGCUCCUAACUCAUUUUUCCUCAAUGCGUGUUCUCAAACUGACUGUCAAUGGUGGUCAUGUCACAGUAGAACCGUCUCGUAUUGGGAACAGCCAAACAGAACUGUCUGUCGAUAAUGUAGAGCUCGUGUCUGGAACAUUGGAACUGAACGUGCAGACCAGAAUUGGAUACCUGUCACAGAAAGGAGGGUCCAUACGGGGAAGUUUCGACAUCUUUGUAGAAGAGUUUGAAUGGUCUGGCGGGUCUGUAGUCGGUGAACUGAACAGUCAAUUGCUGGUUGAAGAUCUGGAAUGCCGGGGAACAGGAACGAAGACACUGCAACAACGCUCAUUGAUUCUGCAAAGUUCUGGGACAUUUGUAGGGGAUGCUGCUGGAGUCAUCGACAUAAAUGGACAUGGAAACUUUGUAAUUGCCAAAGAUGCACAAGUAGUGGCAACUGCAGGAGUUACCAUACAGUCAGACCUGGGCAUGUUUGAGAAUAGAGGAAUGCUAAUAAAUGCCCUCCAGGGCAAUGGAAAGAUGCUUGCAGUCAGUGGUCACUUUCGAAACACAGGUACGGUGGAGUGUCUGGAUGACACAAUGAUGAAAGUAUCGGGUACAGGCAAGUGGGAGGGCGUUCUGACAACUGGAUCAAAUGCCACUUUAGAGCUAGCUGAUGGGCACCAGCUGUUCUUGUCGAGUUUUGAGGUGAAUGGGACAGGGAAGCUGGAGGUCAGCAGCGGUUCCGUCUCCAUGCAAACAUGCAGCAUCUCGGGAGCUGUGAUGCAGAUAUCUGCUCCUGUGUACGUCCAAGGAGAGGACCACUGCUUUAUCCAGUCCCUCCGCGUCACAGAGAAUGGGGUUUUCAUUUCUCACAGCGCUGCUACUAUAGAACUGGUCCAGCAGAUUGGUGGCGUUGUGCGAGCCCUGUCUUCUCUUACAGUCGCUGAGUAUGAUCUUGCUGGAGGGACCCUUCAAAGCCACAAUGUAACAGAAGUAGACCGCCUACAAUGGUCCUCUGGAGCGGUUACUGGAGGAAAACUGUACGUUGGUGUUGUAACGCUUAGCCAAGGGACAGACAAAGUUGCCUCACGAGCCGCGAUCACUGUCUCGAGGAGAUGUAUCUGGGCAGAAGGUUUUGAGGAGACACUAGGUCUCCAGGAAAAUUCAGUUUUAAUCAUUACACAAGAGGCAUCAAUGGAGGUAGAGAGCGUUGCGACACUCUCCAGUGAGACGGGCGACUCCUACCAAGGCCGACUCGAAAACCAUGGGCAAAUCAAUGUUAAACAAACCCUCAGAUCUUCAGCAGAGUUUGUCAACUUUGGGAAUAUAAGUAUAUCCGAAAGUAAACUCACGGUCACCACGAAAAGUGAAAAUAGGGGAUACAUCGGAAUUGGGAAAACGUCGGAAGUAGAACUAAGAGACCACUUUUCUUAUCCCUCUUCGGUCAUUGAAGGGGAUGGCAAGCUGACACUGACUCAAGGUACCGCUCGGUUAUCAACUGAUACUUUGAAACAGAAAACCCUCCAUGUAACCGGAGCUACUGUCACUAUAGCGUCAACUACUGGACAUGAUUUUUCACCGCAAGAAGUAAUAAUCACAGGCGGGCAGGCGGACUUUGUCGGUAAUAAGGGGGAUACGUUUGAACUGGAGUCACUGACAAUAGCUGGAGGAAGAGUGAAGAUACACAAUCCAUGUAACAUAUCACAGCUCACAAUGACGGGCGGUUCCCUCAGCAUCAUGGCUCCUACAGAAAUCACAACAUUCGACUUCUUUGCUGGACAAUUGGUUGGGUUGUCAGAACUAGGUUAUUUGACUAUUCACACGCUAACGCUGCACAACCAGAAGACCAGAGAUGACACUGAGAAGGUCCUACAGUCAUUGUUGAUAGAUAUCCAUCGGAAAGUCCGUUGGUUACCUCCCUCCAAGGAUACAAUGAGGAUGCAAGAUGGUAGUAAGAUUCGUCUACUGUCUGAUUGUGAAACCACUUUGCAGGGCCAGCUGGAAUUUCAAGGCAGCUCUGAAACAAUUGAGAACUAUGGAAUUCUGACAGUUUAUGGUUCAGAUGAGGAUCUUCCUCACAUGAAGACCUCUAUUCGCAUUGACCCCCACUUUAAUAAUGUUGGAACAGUUCGGGUGCAGGAAACAAGCAUGGUGUCGUUUCAGUCAACAGCACAAAUUUCCGGAAGCUUGACGGCUCACAGAAACGCAACUGUGGAGUUUGUCAAUCACCACAGUACGACUCCACAAAACAUAAAAGGAGGACGACUGACUGUCCAGAAUUCCAACCUUUGGAUCCCUUCAACAAACACAUUUACAGCACUAAACAUCAACUUAAAUGGACACGUCAACUUUGUCAGCAACGCUACAGAUCCCGUUCAUGAUAGUGUUUUUGAAGAGGUCAAUCUAAGAAGGGGGUCCGUCACUUUUGCUUCAGAUGUUUCCAUUGCUGUUUUAGAGAUCAUAGGUGGGACUGUUGAGUCAACAACACCAAACGGUGUCGUUCAGGCACAACAGAUGACGUGUCAAGAGGACACUGAGUCAUCUAACGUUCAAAGCUGCCACGUAACUGCAGGAGACGUACGUUUCGUCGGCUCUACUGUGACUAUGAUGUCAAGUUCUCUAAGAAUUCAGCACAGUGGAAUCGCUCGCAGUUCUGUACAAGUGGACAUGUCCAAUUCGUCAGUACUUGUGAGCGAGGGCACCACCUUAGCAGUAAAGCACAAGAUGGCUUUUAGAAAAACAGGGCUUGGGGAGUCAACCUUGGAGGUCGCAGGCAUGGUUCUUGUUGAAGGCUCUCAGUUUGUGACCUCUGCAGCAGUUGUUCUUCCAAACACAGGCAACUUCACGGUGACCAAAGACUUCAGUGAACUUGAUAUUCACUCCACUGGCAGAAGUGCUGGUUCGUUCAACAUCAGAGGCUCACAUUCUACAAUCACCUCAAGAGGUCCCGGUGAUCUUGUCCUGGAUAAGGGGUCAUUCAUUGGCCCGAAUGCGACAAUCAAUGUGCAGGGCGGCCAUACUGUGAUAACGGGUAUUGAACACCAACUACUUGAGAACAGUGGGCUUCGUAUCACGCUACAAGGCACUGGAAUGAUGACGCUAAAUAGUUCCGAGUUAAGUGAGACUCCAAACCCGUUAACGGUUAAUGAGGUGACGCUAAGAUCACUGUCAAGCAAGUUAUUUUUGUCAGAGGCAGCACCGAAAAUACAGAAGAUCGUCGUUGUUGAGGGCCAGGUUUACGGUGAUGCUGAGUUUGGCACUGUCAUACUACAGUCCAAUAUUCGCUUGGCUGACUGCAACUUGGACGUAGACCACCUCAUCAUCAGUGGAAAUAACAAUGAUAACAAAGAAAUGCAGGCUAGCAAAAUCAACGUCCUUGCGUCACUUCGUCUUGAAGCUGAUGCUACAAUAGCUAUGUCUCAAGGGUCGGUCCUUCGAUUAGCACCAUCGGCCAUUUGUUCCAUGGAUAACGCUUUGGAGAUCACAGCGUCAGAUGUAGAUAGCGCAGCGUCUUGGUUUAUAAACGAAGGAAGAAUGACCGUUAAACUUGGAGCGGGCAGGGAGGCUAGCAUUGGGGCCAAGUUCAACCACAGCGGAGAACUUGUCGUCGAAGACGGCCACUUGACAAUGACAAACGAUAGCUUCAUUCGAGGAAGACUACAGGUUAACACAGGCAGCAGGUUGACUCUAUCCUCUGGGGUUCAUCGGAUAGAAAGUGGGUCUUCUUGUCUUGUGGAGGGCAGCCUGAUCGUGGAAAGUGCUGCCUUUGUUGAGAUGGAGUCGGACGACAUAAGCAUAGAGAGUGCAACGUCACAUGGAACUGUCAGUCUACGAGGUGAAACAUGUAUCUCUGGUUUGGAGUUGGCGGACGGUCACUUUGAAGUGGGUGGAAAUGCUGGAAUUGGAGCACUAGACAUGUCGGCAGCAACACUGUCUGUGCGAGGCGAUGUGACCGUGAACGGCCCAGUCAAGUGGCAGUCUGGGACCAUCCAGCUGUCAGCAGGGUCCUCUCUCACUGUCAACGGGGAUUUCACCCAGGCCAUUUCCGAGGGCCAGCUGGAAAAUCAAGGGGGCACUUUCACCAUAUCUCCAGCCAAUCCCUGUGGCGCUCAUACUGACUGUACCAGCUGUCAAGGAGCCGGUGACUGUUCCUGGUACCCAACAGCAAACCUGUGUGUCCAGAAUGCUAUUGCAGGUCCCUCUACCUGUUCAGCUCGGAACUGCCUGCAGAAACUGGCCUGCAGCAACUUUGGGACGACAGAGGCGUGCAGCAGUCAACCCAACUGCACGUGGUGCCUGGCCUCAGACAUGUGCGUACAGAGUGAGCAAUGUCCCUCAGCUGCGGCAUUCUGGAGCAGCUCAGCUGGUGGCGAAUGGCACACAGCAUCCAACUGGUUCAACGAUACAAUCCCAGGGGAGUCCAGUGAAGCUUUCCUCGCCAGCCUCUCUGAAGACUACGAGGUAAGAAUAACAACACCAGUCACCGUCGAGGUGUUAGAAAUCGGAAGCCAGUGUGACCAUGCGUUUAACCAAGGCUGUGACACAACACAGACGCUCAAUGUGCAGAGAGAUUUGCAAGUGGGACGUCUGCUCGUUCGCAGAAAUGCGCGACUUAUUUUCAGCGGCGACAAUCUGAUCAUUGGAAGCAGUUUAACUGUAGAGGGAGCGAUGGAGUGGAGAAAGGGUACCAUUCGUGGAAAUGGAAAUGUAAAUUUAAUGGGAACGUUGACCAUACCACAAGACUGCUACUACUGCUCUAAGAACCUUCAAGUACCUUUGGAAAACUACGGAAGAAUCACCCUGCAAACCACAAGAAACGCGCUCACAAUGAGUGCCCAGGUUAACAUCACAAAUGUAGGGGAAAUCCUCAUCAAAAGCAGUGGGGUAGUCAAUGGAGGCACCAUCUACAAUGAAGGGCUCAUCUUCUCAACCACACCCACCGCAACAAUCAAUUCAAACAUGGUCCAGAACGGUAAAAUUUUCUUGCGGCAAUCUACGCUGCAACUCGGCGGAAAUGCAGAGUUCUCCGGUGCCACCAUUGCUGACGAGGACAGUGAGCUGUUAUUGAAAUCGGGUAUCCACACGUUUGCCUUUGGAAGUACCUUGCCAUCAUCCCUUACAAUGGAUGGAGGGACCACAGUUAUCAACACCACAGGCAACGCGAUCAAACAACUCCACCUCAAGAACAGUGCAACCCUUCAGUCUGACCAGGAUCUUCUAGUAGACAACGUUUUCCUUGAAAGAGGCAGUCUACUUGGCCGAGGGGAUUACCAGAUCAACACUUUCAGCUGGAGAGAAGGAACCAUCGAGGGCAUGAAGAGCAUUUCAGUAACCAGGGAAAUGACAUUUCUUGAUGAUAGUGGUGACCCGGCAGCGAUCCACACUACCUUUGUCCAGGACGGCGCCAUGUACACAACAACCAAUACAAACCUCCAUCUGUAUGGCCAAAGCAUCCUGCAAGGGAACGUCACCAUCGGUGAGAACGCUGAUGUGAACUUCAGAGGCGGCUCACAACAUCACAUCCUCAGCAACUUAAUUCUCGACGACUCAUCCACGCUCAACGUCUUCGAUAGCAACACGGUCUUAAACGUAUCGACCGAUGACCUGAGGUUAUCAAAAAUCAACGUCAAUUCCGAAGGAGGACGUAUUGUCCUGUUUAGCAGAAGUGAUGCUGGGAGUGUCAAUCGCCUGGAGUUGAGAAGCGGAAGCGUCCAGAUCGGCACCAGCCAACUGACGACUGAUGAAAUCUUUCUGACAACAGGUGAGAUAUCCGGGAACGAUGCACAUGUGUGGACGCGCAAAGCAACCCUGCACGACACUGAUGACCACCGCAGCUUUGUGCGGGUAGCAAACUUAACCGUGUCAGAGAAGCUGCUGAUUUCAAAAAGUUACCCGAGUAAUAGUCGCCAAGUAACAAUCGACAGCUGCGUUACCAUACUUCCUUCUGCCACCUUAGUUGCUGUAACGCGCUUCACCAUGUACGGAGAAGGAGAGAUCGUUAACGAGGGGAACUUUCGUAUUGAUAGUAACGAUGACCAGUGGCUAGACAUAAGGCUAGGAUUUGUCAAUCAUGGACACCUUCAAGUGACUAACAGACUUGUCUUCAACAAUGGUGGCAGCAACCAUGGAGAGAUCCGCAUGGUACCGACAUCAAAGUUGUACUUAAGGUCAAGUAAGGUAUACAACAUGACAAGCGCAGGGGAGAUCUUUGGCUCGGGGACAAUAUACAUGGACACCGAUGACCCGGUGGUAUACCUUAGUGGUAAAGAUGAUUCCAUGGAAAGUUCUGGAAAAGAUAUUGGUUUGGUGGUUUCCAGAGGCAGGUGUUAUGCAGACUUCCGCCAGGCGCAUAGCCUUGUACAGCGAAUAUCAAUAUCAAGGGAUUCCAUUGAAAUCACGGCAAGUGCGAGCAAUCCGCCACAUAUUGCGGAAGUGAACUUCCUCCCGGACUACAACUACAACACCUUCUUCACUUGUGCAACCGGAACAGGCUUGUCUAUUGGGAAGCUGACGCUGAGACAGUACCGUUCCUCCGGUCACUUUGGACACGGAUGUGGAGUUGUGACAUCUAACAUGAUCUGGUCUUCAGGCGUCAUCAACAGACCAGCCUACUUCUACGUGAUCGGCCACUUAGAUAUCAAACAUGCCAGUGGUUACAAAAGGAUUGUCGGCACCAACAUGUCAAUCACGGCAACAGCAGUGGCCGAUGCGGACUCCGCAAUCUACAUGGCCGAUGAGUCUAAGAUUGACAUCAAUGGAUCGUUUUCGUCAUACAGCAAUUUGCGUUUUCAGAAGGAAGGAAGCGGGACGCCGCAGUUGGUCAUCAGUGGCCAUGUCCGUCUGUUACAGAGAGGCAAGUCAAUGACUGUGACGUCGGGAGUUUCAUUGGUCAAUUAUGGGACCAUCGAAGUCCUUCAUGGUACACUGUCAAUCCCGUCCACCGAUUGCCACAGUGGUACGUUUGUUGUGGCUAAAGGUGCACUCCUACAGUUUAACAGUGGAGUGACGCAAGUGGGAAGUGACUGCAGUUUUGAAGUGUUUAGUGCAAGCAUUUCGGGUAACAGUCGACUGGAUGUAGUUGACACUAAGAGCAUUCCGCAGUACAUCACCAUUUCGAGUGGAACUCUUGUUCUGAACCCAAACAGUAACACAACAGUUGAUACCUUAAAUGUGAACGGUAAUGUUGAGAUUUCCGGUCAGUUUAGGGUCAGAAAGUUUAACUUGAACUCAGGCAACAUGGAGGUGAAUGGACUGGUUAUCAUCACAGACGAGAUGGCAUGGAGUGGUGGAAAUCUCAUGUCAAACCAGAUGCACAUAGAUGGAAAUCUGUAUCUAACCUCUAGCUCAACCAAAUAUCUGCGCUCUGGAACGCUAGUAGCGACCGGAACCGUUUCUUCAAAAGACUCGCAGACGUUGCAAAUGCAAGGGGAUGCCGUGUUUGAUUUGCAAGGGUCAAUGGGGGUACAAGACAGUCUAAGAAUUGCAGGCUCGGGCCAGAAUGCUUUUCUGAAUGCUGGAAUCAUUAAGGUCCAGGCUGGACUAAAUGAGUACGGACUGAUUGUAGAUGUGAACUUCGACAGUCCGGGAGUGAUCAUGGUAGAGAGUGGGAAGAUGAAAGUCGGUCACAGUAACAGAGAUGUGGCGUCGACAUUACAUGGUAACAUAACCGUCAAAGAACAAGCCCUUUUGGAGAUGGGUUAUGGCGAGUUUACGUUUGCAAACCAGUCCCUGCUCAAUGUUAGUGGGACGAUGUCCAUUUCGUCAGCCCAAGUUCAAGUCUAUAGCUCAGAAAGCACAGUAACAAUUAACAACGUAAAAGUGACAAGUUCUGGUACAUUGGAGACAUCAGCGAAGGACGUGAUGAUACGUAAUGCAGAAAUCUGUUCAGGGACUCUGUGGUUUCACAGGAGCGCAAAGAUAGACACCCUUCAAUUAUGUGGGGGACGUCUGCGACCCGGACGCUCUGUGAACGUUACGGAGCUCAUGAUAACUUCAGGAGACGUAUUUAGCAGUAGUGCACGACCCAAGAUAAUCGCGGGGCGCAUGGGAUGGGGAGGCGGCAGAAUCUGGGCAAACGAAGACACUACUACAAUGACAGUACAGGUGAACGAGCGCCUGCAUGUCUUUGGAUCCGGCAGCAAGUACGGAGAUUAUGACACUGUUAUCCGCGUCGAUGGACAGUUCACCAUGAUUUCGGUAGGGAAUUUGUAUCUGUCCCGCAGUGCUCUGAUACAGUUGGAUGGAGAAAGCACAGCAUCGCUGCACCAUGGGUACAUCAGGACACAGUACAGUCCACCCGGUCGGUUCACAAACAUGGGGGAUAUAACCAUCGGAGAGUACUCCAAAGCUACAACCGUCGCGCUUCAUGUCCCGUUUCAAAUGCUUGGAAAGAUAGCGAUCAAACAGGGCCAGUUAAACAUCGCUUCUGGUGGUCGCUUUUCCGGCAGCACUGAACUCUUCAUGGAUGGGAGACUGGAAGUAACAGGAGCUGUGUCGGACACUUUGACCGUCUCCUCUGAUGUUGAGCUUCACGGGAAGCUCGCUGUAAGCUGGAACUCUGAUGGCCCUACGCCCAGCAACAUGGAUACUUUCCCUAUCAUAGCAUACGGAGGGAGUUGCCGGAUAGAUGGCCUGGUGACGGUUUCAGUCCACGAUAAUGUCAACUUCAACACCACUUGUGGGGACUCCUUUAUCACUGUAACAGUCCUCCGAUAG
Branchiostoma floridae (Florida lancelet) is the source of this 12339-nucleotide messenger RNA. RefSeq lists its product as uncharacterized. The record is from RefSeq and is a predicted model, not a curated record. Gene Ontology annotation, biological process: neuron development; heterophilic cell-cell adhesion. The coding region runs from base 1 to 12339 and encodes 4112 amino acids. Gene Ontology annotation, cellular component: neuron projection. The transcript has 16 exons. Lineage: Eukaryota; Metazoa; Chordata; Leptocardii; Amphioxiformes; Branchiostomatidae. Gene Ontology annotation, molecular function: protein heterodimerization activity; cell adhesion molecule binding; protein homodimerization activity.